Molecule: messenger RNA, 15845 nt
Organism: Micropterus dolomieu (smallmouth bass)
Lineage: Eukaryota; Metazoa; Chordata; Actinopteri; Centrarchiformes; Centrarchidae
Gene: prx
Product: periaxin
Exons: 10
Coding region: 1-14061 (4686 amino acids)
Biological process (GO): regulation of RNA splicing; peripheral nervous system myelin maintenance
Cellular component (GO): nucleus; cytoplasm
Molecular function (GO): protein binding
Source: RefSeq, a predicted model, not a curated record
AUGGGUGCGGCCUACCACGAGUACCACUCUGACAGAGACCAAGAGGACAGCCAUGUUUUCAGCCAGACCAGAGAUCCAGCCGUAAAAGACAAGAGGCGGUCGCCCCCCUCUAACAGAUCCCCCUCCGCCCCACAACGCAACCCUCACCACAGCGGCUCCACAGACGAACAGGAGAGCCCCGAGAGAGUGGUGCAGAAGGAGAAGCUUCAUGCAGAGCUGAAGCAGGUGUUGAGUCAAAAGAGAAGUCAUCUGAGAGAGUCGACCUGCCAACUGGCCCAACCAGAGAUGGACUCAGAGCCCACAGACGAAAGUGUGGAUGAAGCCACUCAGUCAGUGGAAAUCGUGGUGGAGACAGAGGCGGAGGCUGGAGCCAGCGGCUACAGUGUGACCGGUGGAGGACAGCGAGGGAUCUUUGUUAAAGACGUUCUGAAAGACUCACCAGCCGCUAAACAUCUCAGUCUACAGGAAGGUGACCAGCUGCUGAGUGCCAAGGUCUAUUUCGACAACGUGAAGUAUGAAGACGCUCUUAAGAUCCUUCAGUGUGCGGAGCCAUAUAAGGUCAGCUUCCAGCUGAAGAGGACCAUCCUUGGAGCAGAGGUCACCGUGCGGCCUCGAGUUCCCAGCAUGGAGGUCAAAGGUCCCAAAGCCAAGAUGGCCAAAAUGAGUGUGAAGGGAUCCAAGCCGUUCAAGGUCAAGAAAAAGAGAGGUGGUCGUUUUGGUCUGAAGAGGCUGAAAGAGAAUCGCAGAGAAGAGCUGGUGAUUGAGGGAACGCCCCCCAGACUGGAGAUGAGUGACGUGGAUGUGGAGUUUUCUCUCCCCAAAUUCAAACAGAGGAGGAGCGCGAAGGUCGAAGCAGGAGGAGCAACAGCUGCAGCAAAGGCAAAGAGGAGGAUCAGAUUUCCUCGUAUGAAAACAAAGGGCUAUGCUGGAGCAGAGACAGGAGGAAAAGUGGACACAGGACGAUUUGAGGGACAAGUGAACGUCUCUCCAUCUGAGAUAACUGAAGCUAAACUGAAAACCAAAGGAAAAGGACACAAGUUUGGAAUCACCUUUCCUAAGAGCAAGCACACAAAGUCAGGCUCAGCUUUGGGAAUGGGAUCUGUGGAGCUAAAGCCCCCAGGUGUGAACAUCCAGCCACCAUCAGUGGAGUUCAGUUUGCCUGGCAAUAAAGAUGUGGAUGUGGAGAAGGAAGGGUUUAAGAUUAACGCGCCUGAUGUGGAGUUUGCACUCCCUUCAGGAAAAGCUGAGGCGUCUCUGCCUGCUGUGAAGGGAAAGGCAGAAAUCAAAGCUCCUAAAAUUGACAUCAAAGGAGGAGUUGAUGCAGAGGCAGCUGUAGGAAAAGUUGAUGUAGAUGUAGGCAAGGGAGAUGCAAAGCAAAGAAUGCCAAAGUUUAAACUGCCCAAAGUUAGACUCCCACAUCUUUCAGAUGAGAUAGAUGGUGAUAUCAAGGUAAAAGCCAAAGGGAUAAAAGUGCCUCACACUGAUAUAAUACCUCCAAAAGUAGAAAUCAAAGGAGAUGGUGAGAUUGGUCUCCCCGAAGCAAAUAUCACCAAACCAAUGAUGGAAGGUGAUCUAUCGGGAAAAGCCGCAUCUAUUCAAAUGCCUUCUAUUGAUAUUUCUUUACCAAAUGUGAAGGGAAAGACUGACAAUGACGUCUCACUUCCAGAGUACGGAGGAGCUGGGAAGACAGCAAUCAAAAUCCCUGCUAUUGACAUCUCUGUGCCUGAUGUAGAUGUGGAACUGGACGCCAGUCACAGAAUUCCUGACGAGGUGGAGGGCACCUUCAAAGGCCCCAAAAUCUCCAUGCCAAAGAUUGAUAUGUCGUUACAAAAGACGGGAUCUUCCAAUAUGGAUAUUGAAGGUCCAGAAGGUGGAGGAAAAUUUAGUCUACCCUCUGUUGACAUCUCUCUCCCAAAUGUGAAAACAAAGGGUGAAGAUGUGGACAUGGAGUAUUAUGUUGGUGGAGAUGGGAAGUUCAAAAUGCCUGAUUUUGACAUCUCUUUCCCAAAAAUGAAGUCACCAGAAGGAGAGGUAAAUAUGAAAGGACAAGAGGUGGAGGAUCAUUUCAAGUUACCCAAAGUAGACCUGACCCUUCCCAAAGGCAAAGCAGGAACGACAGAUAUUGAAGGAGGAGGAAAAUUUCAGUUACCAUCAUUUGACAUCUCCCUCCCUAAAAUGAAGACAGGUGAGCUGGAAGUCAACCUCGAAGGCCCUGAAGUGAAAGGUGGUAAAUUUGAAAUGCCCACACUUGACAUUUCUCUGCCCAGAAGCAAAAUAGAAGGAGACACAGAAGUAGAAGGGAAUUAUGGGAAGGGAGGACAAUUCAAGAUGCCUACCUUUGACAUCUCACUCCCAAAGAUGAAAACCAAGGAGGCAGAGGUUGAUAUUAAAGGACCUGAAGUCAAAGGAGGAGCAAAGAUCAACAUGCCGUCACUCGACAUCUCUCUUCCUGCAGUGAAAUCACCAGAGGGGGAGGUAAAGCUCAAAGGUCCUGAAGCCAAAGGAGGAAAGUUCCAGAUGCCUUCUUUUGAUAUGUCACUUGCAAAGAUAAAAUCACAGGGAGGUGACAUCGAUAUUGAAGGUCCUGAGUUUAAGGUUAACACACCAGAGGCAAAUUUAAACCUAAAGAGAAGUGAGAUUAAGGGAGGGAAAAUAAACACGCCUACAGCUGAUAUCUCUUUUCCAAAAGGAAAAGUAGAGGGUGAAAUAGAUAUUGAAGGAUCCACAGGAAAAGAAGGCAAGUUUAAGAUGCCUACAUUUGAUGUAACGCUACCCAAGAUGAAGAUGCCUGAAGGAAAAAUUGGUCUUGAGGGACCCUCAGUUGAUAUCUCUCUUCCAAAGGGGAAAGUAGAAGGUGACAUGCAAACUAAAGGUAAAGGAGGACAUUUUCAUAUGCCCUCAGUUGAUGUUUCUCUCCCUAAAAUAAAAUCAAAGCGACGUGACAUCAAUAUUGAGGGACCACAAAUCAAAGGUGGAGAAAUAAAAAUGCCAACUAUUGACAUCUCACCCCCUCAAGGAACAUUAGAAGGCAAAGGAAGAGGAGGCAAAGUCAGCCUACCAUCUGUAGACAUUGUCCUCCCUACUGUAAAAUUCCCAGAGGGAGAUGUGAAUUUUCAAGGGCCGAAAGUUAAAGGUGGGAAGUUUGAAAUGCCAAAAAUCGACCUCUCGCUUCCUCAAGGACAUGCACAGGGAGACAUUGAUAUUGACAUUCACUCUGGGAAAGAUGGGAAUAUUGAGAUACCAUCCUAUAAUAUUGGACUUCCUAAAGGAAAUGUCAAAGCUGACAUAAAUGUUGAAGGUCCUGCAGGGGGGACAGCCAAAUUCAAAAUGCCAAAAUUCGGCAUUUCACUUCCAAAGAUGAACCUGCCAGAGGGUGAUGUCAAACUGGAAGGACCAGAGAUUAAAGGAAAAAUUGAAAUGCCGACUGUUGAUAUUUCACUUCCAAAAGGAAAAAUAGAGGGAGAUGUUGACAUGGAAGGACAUGGGGCUAAAGGAGGAAAGUUUAACAUGCCUUCAAUCGAUAUCACUCUUCCUAAAAUAAAACCUAAGGAAGUCAGUGUCGAUAUUGAAGGGCCUGAUGUUCAAGGAGGAAAGUUCAAUAUGGCAUCACUUGAUGUCUCAGCACCUAAAAUAAAAUCUCCAGAGGUAGAUGUCAGCCUUGAGGGUCCAGAUGUUAAAGGAGGACAUUUCAAAAUGCCAGCUGUUGACAUUUCACUUCCAAAAGCAAAAGGUGAAGCUGGCAUAAAUAUUGAAGGUCCUGAAGGAAAAGGAGGAAACAUCAAAAUACCUGAAUUUGAUCUCUCAUUACCAAUACCAAAAGUACAUUUUCCAGAGGGUGAUGUUAAGUUAAAAGGUCCUGAGAUCAAGGGCAGGAAGAUUGAGAUGCCAGACAUUGAUAUUUCACUCCCCAAAGGAAAAGCAGGAGGAGAAAUUGAAAUUGAAGGACAGGCUGGAAAAGGAGGAAAGUUCCAUAUGCCCUCUGUUGAUAUAUCUCUUCCUAAAAUGAAAGCUAUGGGACCAGAGGUCAACAUAGAAGGUCCUGAACUUAAGGGAGGAAAAAUCAACAUACCAGACCUUUCACUCACCAAAGGAAAGGCUGACGCUGACCUCAGAAUUGAAGGUCCUGAGGUAAAAGGGGGCAAAUUCAAAAUGCCCAAAUUUGACGUUUCACUUCCAAAGAUGAACCUGCCAGAGGGCAAUGUGGAAAUGCCAACGUUUGAUAUUUCACUUCCAAAAGGAAAGGUAAAGGGAGAUGUUGACAUUGAGGGACAUGUGGGUAAAGGAGGCAAGUUUCACAUGCCCUCGGUUGAUAUAUCUCUUCCUAAAAUAAAAGCAAAGGGAGUUGAUGUUGAUAUUGAAGGACCUGAACUUAAAGGUGACAUGUCGUUACCUAAAAUUAAGUCUCCAGAGGUUGACAUCAGCCUCGAGGAUGUUAAAGAAGGGAAGUUUAACUUGCCAACUGUUGAUGUUUCACUCCCCAAAGGAAAAGUUGAAGGCGACCUAAAUAUUGAAGGUCCUGACAUAAAAGGAGGCAAAUUUAAAAUGCCAAAAUUUAAUGUUUCAUUGCCAAAAGUGAAUCUCCCAGAGAGUGAUGUCAAAAUUAAAGGCCCAGAUAUCAAGGGAGGGAAGAUUGAAAUGCCAGACAUUGAUAUUUCACUCCCCAAAGGAAAAGCAGGAGGAGAAAUUGAAAUUGAAGGUCAUGCUGGCAAACGAGGAAAGUUCCAUAUGCCCUCUGUUGAUAUAUCUCUUCCUAAAAUGAAAGCCAAGGGACCAGAAAUAAAUAUUGAUGACCCUGAAGUUAAAGGUGGAAAGCUAAACAUGCCAUCACUUGAUGUUUCUCUGCCCAAAAUAAAAUCCCCCGAUAUAGAUAUCACCCUUGAGGGUCCUGAUGUUAAAGGGGGAAAGUUAAACUUGCCAGCUGUUGACAUUUCACUUCCCAAAGGAAAGGUUGAUGCUGAUCUCAAUGUUGAGGGUCCUGAGGUUAAAGGAGGUAAAUUCAAGAUGCCCAAAUUUGAUGUUUCGCUUCCAAAGAUCAACCUGCCAGAGGGCAAUGUGGAAAUGCCCACAGUUGAUAUUUCACUUCCAAAAGGAAAGGUAAAGGGAGAUGUUAACAUAGAGGGACAUGCUGGUAAAGGAGGCAAGUUUCACAUGCCCUCGGUUGAUAUAUCUCUUCCUAAAAUAAAAGCAAAGGGAGUUGAUGUUGAUAUUGAAGGACCUGAACUUAAAGGUGACAUGUCGUUACCUAAAAUUAAGUCUCCAGAGGUUGACAUCAGCCUCGAGGAUGUUAAAGAAGGAAAGUUUAACUUGCCAACUGUUGACGUUUCACUCCCCAAAGGAAAAGUUGAAGGCGACCUAAAUAUUGAAGGUCCUGACAUAAAAGGAGGCAAAUUUAAAAUGCCAAAAUUUAAUGUGGCAUUGCCAAAAGUGAAUCUCCCAGAGAGUGAUGUCAAAAUUAAAGGCCCAGACAUCAAGGGAGGGAAGAUUGAAAUGCCAGAUAUUGACAUUUCCCUCCCCAAAGGAAAAGCUGGAGGAGAAACAGAAGUACACGCUGGCAAAGGAGGGAAGUUCCAUAUGCCCUCGGUUGAUAUCUCUCUUCCUAAAAUGAAAGCUAAGGGACCAGAGAUAAAUAUUGAUGGUCCUGAAGUUAAAGGUGGAAAGCUAAACAUGCCAUCACUUGAUGUUUCUCUGCCCAAAAUAAAAUCUCCAGAUAUAGAUAUCAGCCUUGAAGGUCCUGAUGUUAAAGGAGGAAAGGUCAACAUCCCAUCUGUUGACAUUUCACUUCCCAAAGGAAAAGUUGAGGGUGACGUAAAUGUUGAAGGCCUUGAAAUGAAAGGCGGGAAAUUCAAACUGCCGAAAUUUGAUGUCACUUUACCAAAAGCGAGUCUCCCAAAGGUUAAUGCCAAUGUGGAAGGACCAGAUAUGAAAGGAAAAAUUGAAAUGCCAACUAUUUCACUUCCAAAAGGAAAGGCAGACAUGGAUUUUGACAUUGGUGUACACAGUGGUAAAGGAAGCAGGUUUCACAUACCCUCACUUGACAUCUCUCUUCCUAAAAUUAAAGCAAAAGGAGUUAAUGUUGAUAUUGAAGGACCUGAAGUUAAAGGUGACAUGUCACUCCCUAAAAUGAAGUCCCCAGAGGUAGAUAUCAACCUCGAGGGUCCUGAUGUUAAAGGAGGAAAGUUUACCUUGCCAACUGUUGACAUUUCAAUACCCAAAGGAAAGGUUGAAGGUGACCUCAGUAUUGAGGGUCCUGAGGUAAAAGGAGGAAAAUUCAAAAUGCCCAAAUUUGACGUUUCACUUCCAAAGGUGACCCUGCCAGAGGGCAACGUGGAAAUGCCAACAGUUGAUAUUUCACUCCCAAAAGGAAAGGCAGACGUGGAUAUUGACAUUGAUGGGCACGGUGCUAAAGGAGGCAAGUUUCAUAUGCCUUCACUUGAUAUCUCACUUCCUAAAAUCAAAGGACCUGAACUUAAAGGUGACAUGUCACUCCCUAAAAUUAAGUCUCCAGAGGUAGCUAUCAACCUCGAGGGUCCUGAUGUUAAAGGAGGAAAGUUUACCUUGCCAACUGUUGACAUUUCAAUACCCAAAGGAAAGGUUGAAGGUGACCUCAGUAUUGAGGGUCCUGAGGUAAAAGGAGGAAAAUUCAAAAUGCCCAAAUUUGACGUUUCACUUCCAAAGGUGACCCUGCCAGAGGGCAACGUGGAAAUGCCAACAGUUGAUAUUUCACUCCCAAAAGGAAAGGCAGACGUGGAUAUUGACAUUGAUGGGCACGGUGCUAAAGGAGGCAAGUUUCAUAUGCCUUCACUUGAUAUCUCACUUCCUAAAAUCAAAGGACCUGAACUUAAAGGUGACAUGUCACUCCCUAAAAUUAAGUCUCCAGAGGCAGAUAUCAGCCUUGAGGGUCCAGAUGUUCAAGGAGGAAAGUUUAACUUGCCAACUGUUGACAUUUCACUACCCAAAGGAAAAGUUGAGUGUGACCUUGAUGUUGAGGGCCCUGAGGUGAAGGGGGGUAAAUUUAAACUGCCAAAAUUUGAUGUGUCUUUACCAAAAGUGAGUCUCCCAGAGGGUGAUGUCAAAGUAAAAGGCCCAGAUUUCAAGGGAGGGAAGAUUGAGAUACCAGACAUUGAUAUUUCACUCCCCAAAGGGAAGACCAAAGGAGAAAUGGAAAUUGAAGGACAUGUUGGAAAAGGAGGCAAGUUUCAUAUGCCCUCGGUUGAUAUCUCUCUUCCUAAAAUUAAAGCAAAGGGACCACAAGUCAACAUAGAGGGUCCUGAACUUAAAGGCAGAAAAAUCAACAUCCCAAGUGUUGAUAUUUCAUUACCUGAAGGAAGGGCUGAAGCUGACCUCAGUAUUGAGGGUCCCGAAGUAAAAGGAGACAAAUUCAAAAUGCCCAAAUUUGACGUUUCACUUCCAAAGAUGAACCUGCCAGAAGGCAAUUUCAAAGUGGAAGGACCAGAAAUGAAGGGAGGAACGAUGCCAGCUGCUGACAUUUCAGUUCCAGUGGGAAAAGUAGAGGGAGAUAUCAAUAUUGAAGGACCGUCUGAAAAGGAAAAGUCUGAAUUUCCAAAAAUUGACCUAUCUGGUAAAAAAGGUGGUGGACUCCACAUGCCAACUCUUGACAUAAAUCUCCCCAAAUUUGAUCUUGACCUCAGCCUCCCCUAUGGUCUGAAAGACAAAAGCCUCAAAGUAGACACCAGUGGUCCUGAUGCAUCAGGACAUUUGGAGAUGUCUGGUCUCAAAGGAGAUAUUAAUCCAGCCAAGUUGAAAAUUAAGGGCGCUGACAUAGGGAGAGGUAGUGCAGAAGGUCCAAGUGCAUCCCUCAAGCUUCCUACUGUAAAACUACCGACAGUUGACAUUUCAGCGCCAAAGGUGGAUCUAGACUUUGGCCUAAACAAACCUAAAGGUGACGAUGUGGAAGUGGAGCUUCUGAAAGCAGAGGGGGGGAGGCCUUCUUCAGGGGGCAGCUUUGAUCUACCUGAUGUCUCCCUCAAAGUCCCCAGUUUCUCUCUUCCCAGGUUUGGUGGAAAGUCCAAGAGCGGUGAUUUUCAGAAAUCAGGGAAAGGCCCCAAAGGAGACAUUUCCCUUAGCCCACCACAAGGAGAGAUUAGGGCACCAUCAGUAGAGUUUGAUGGGGAUGGAAAAGUCAAGGUGAAAAAACCUAAACUCAAAAUGCCCUCAUUUGGUAUAUCCAAAAAGGAUGCAAAUGUAUCUGUGUCUUGCCCUGAUGUGGAUGUUAAAGUGAAAAAGGGGGGCAUUGACAUUUCUAAACCGGAAAUCAAUGUUGAGAGCCCAGGUGAUAAAUCAAAAUACAAAGUGAAAUUCCCCAAGUUUAAAAUAUCAUCAUCUAAAAGUCAACUCCCAGAGGGAGAUGGUAAUGCUAAACUGGAAGCAAAUGUGGAAGGGAAAGGUGGCUUCCAUGCACCUGACGUCACUAUUGAACUGCCAAAGUUCUCCAUGCCAGGAUUUGGCUCUAAAGAAAAAGAUUUAGGUAAGCUAAGUGGUUACCAUGACGCUAAGGCCAAGGUCAAGAUGCCCUCAGUCGAACUGUCACUACCAGCAGCUAAAACACCAGAGACUGAGAUUCUUCUUCCCAAAGCAGAAGUUGAUGUCUCAGAAGCUGAUAUCAGAGGUUAUGAGGGAAACCUCAAAAUUCCCAAAAUGCCAACUAUUGACGUUUCAGUCCCCAAAAUAGAUCUGGAUGUGUCCCUGCCAAAAGUAAAGCAUGAUGCAAAGGUUAAUGGAGAAGGAGGUAAAUUCAAGAUGCCAAACAUCAAAAUGCCUGACAUUGACAUGUCUCUUCCUAAAGGAAAGACUGGUAAGUUAGAGGGAUCAGAUGUUGAAAUUGAGGGAGGAGGAAAGCUGAAGAUGCCACAUGUCAAAAUGCCACAAGUUGACAUUAAGCUGCCAAAAAUGAAGACUGCUGAGGUUGAUACACCAGAUGUGGAAACAAAUGUUAAGGGAGGAGGAACAAAAUUCACAGUGCCACAUCUCAGCAUGCCCUCUGUUGAUAUCUCUCUGCCCAAAGGAAAGAUCGAAGGCCCAGACGUUGAAAUAGAGGGAGGUACCGGAGGAAAGUUCAAAAUGCCUCACAUGAAAAUGCCAAAUGUUGAUAUCUCUCUGCCCAAAGGAAAGAUCGAAGGCCCAGACGUUGAAAUAGAGGGAGGUACCGGAAGAAAGUUCAAAAUGCCUCACAUGAAAAUGCCAGAUGUUGAUAUCUCUCUGCCCAAAGGAAAGAUCGAAGGCCCAGACAUUGAAAUAGAGGGAGGUACCGGAGGAAAGUUCAAAAUGCCUCACGUGAAAAUGCCAAAUGUUGAUAUCUCUCUGCCCAAAGGAAAGAUCGAAGGCCCAGACAUUGAAAUAGAGGGAGGUACCGGAGGAAAGUUCAAAAUGCCUCACAUGAAAAUGCCAGAUGUUGAUAUCUCUCUGCCCAAAGGAAAGAUCGAAGGCCCAGACGUUGAAACAGGCGGAGAUGGCAGAGGGAAAUUCAAAAUGCCUCAUGUGAAAAUGCCCUCAGUUAACAUUUCACUACCAAAAGGAAAGAUUGAAGGCCCAGACAUUGAAAUAGAGGGAGGUACCGGAGGAAAGUUCAAAAUGCCUCACAUGAAAAUGCCAGAUAUUGAUAUCUCUCUGCCCAAAGGAAAGAUCGAAGGCCCAGACGUUGAAAUAGAGGGAGGUACCGGAGGAAAGUUCAAAAUGCCUCACAUGAAAAUGCCAGAUAUUGAUAUCUCUCUGCCCAAAGGAAAGAUCGAAGGCCCAGACGUUGAAAUAGAGGGAGGUACCGGAGGAAAGUUCAAAAUGCCUCACAUGAAAAUGCCAAAUGUUGAUAUCUCUCUGCCCAAAGGAAAGAUUGAAGGCCCAGAAGUUGAAACAGGCGGAGAUGGCAGAGGAAAAUUCAAAAUGCCUCAUGUGAAAAUGCCCUCAGUUAACAUUUCACUACCAAAAGGAAAGAUUGAAGGUCCAGAUGUUGAAAUAGAGGGAGGUACCGGAGGAAAGUUCAAAAUGCCUCACAUGAAAAUGCCAAAUGUUGAUAUCUCUCUGCCCAAAGGAAAGAUCGAAGGCCCAGACAUUGAAAUAGAAGGAGGUACCGGAGGAAAGUUCAAAAUGCCUCACAUGAAAAUGCCAGAUGUUGAUAUCUCUCUGCCCAAAGGAAAGAUCGAAGGCCCAGACAUUGAAAUAGAAGGAGGUACCGGAGGAAAGUUCAAAAUGCCUCACAUGAAAAUGCCAGAUGUUGAUAUCUCUCUGCCAAAAGGAAAGAUCGAAGGCCCAGACAUUGAAAUAGAGGGAGGUACCGGAGGAAAGUUCAAAAUGCCUCACAUGAAAAUGCCAGAUGUUGAUAUCUCUCUGCCCAAAGGAAAGAUUGAAGGCCCAGAAGUUGAAACAGGCGGAGAUGGCAGAGGGAAAUUCAAAAUGCCUCACAUGAAAAUGCCCUCAGUUAACAUUUCACUACCAAAAGGAAAGAUCGAAGGCCCAGACGUUGAAAUAGAGGGAGGUACCGGAGGAAAGUUCAAAAUGCCUCACAUGAAAAUGCCAGAUAUUGAUAUCUCUCUGCCCAAAGGAAAGAUCGAAGGCCCAGACAAUAAAAUAGAAGGAGGUACCAGAGGAAAGUUCAAAAUGCCUCACAUGAAAAUGCCAGAUGUUGAUAUCUCUCUGCCAAAAGGAAAGAUCGAAGGUCCAGAAGUUGAAACAGGCGGAGAUGGCAGAGGGAAAUUCAAAAUGCCUCACAUGAAAAUGCCCUCAGUUAACAUUUCACUACCAAAAGGAAAGAUUGAAGGUCCAGAUGUUGAAAUAGAGGGAGGUACCAGAGGAAAGUUCAAAAUGCCUCACAUGAAAAUGCCAGAUAUUGAUAUCUCUCUGCCCAAAGGAAAGAUUGAAGGCCCAGAUGUUGAAAUAGAAGGAGGUACCGGAGGAAAGUUCAAAAUGCCUCACAUGAAAAUGCCAGAUGUUGAUAUCUCUCUGCCCAAAGGAAAGAUCGAAGGCCCAGACAUUGAAAUAGAGGGAGGUACCGGAGGAAAGUUCAAAAUGCCUCACAUGAAAAUGCCAGAUAUUGAUAUCUCUCUGCCCAAAGGAAAGAUCGAAGGCCCAGACACUAAAAUAGAAGGAGGUACCGGAGGAAAGUUCAAAAUGCCUCACAUGAAAAUGCCAGAUAUUGAUAUCUCUCUGCCCAAAGGAAAGAUUGAAGGCCCAGACGUUGAAAUAGAGGGAGGUACCGGAGGAAAGUUCAAAAUGCCUCACAUGAAAAUGCCAGAUGUUGAUAUCUCUCUGCCCAAAGGAAAGAUCGAAGGCCCAGAAGUUGAAAUAGAGGGAGGUACCGGAGGAAAGUUCAAAAUGCCUCACAUGAAAAUGCCAAAUGUUGAUAUCUCUCUGCCCAAAGGAAAGUUCGAAGGCCCAGACAUUGAAAUAGAGGGAGAUGGAGGAGGGAAAUUCAAAAUGCCUGAUGUGAAAAUGCCCUCACUACCAAAAGGAAAGACUGAAGGUCCAAACGUGGACGUAGAGGGAGAUUCAGGAGGAAAGUUCAAAAUGCCUCCCAUGAAAAUGCCAGAAGUUGACAUCACGCUGCCUAAAGGAAAGAUUGAUGGUCCUGAAGUGGAGCUGAAAGGGGAAGGUGGAAGAUUCAAGAUGCCACAUCUCAACAUGCCCUCUGUUGAUAUUUCACUGCCUAAAGGAAAGAUUGAAGGUCCAGACAUUGAAAUAGAGGGAAGUACUGGAGGAAAGUUCAAAAUGCCUCACAUGAAAAUGCCAGAUGUUGAUAUCUCUCUGCCCAAAGGAAAAUUUUGCAAUAUUGAAGGAGCACAGCUGGAGAUUGAGGGAGGCAAAUCUAAAAUUCCACAUAUGACAAUGCCAUCAGUAGACAUUUCACUGCCAAAAGGAAAGACUGAAGUUGAAAUUAAGGGUGAGGGAGGAAAGUUCAAGAUGCCACAAGUUGACAUAUCUCUUCCUAAAGGAAUACCUUCAAUUGAAGGUCCGGAGGUAGAGGUUAAGGGCGAUGUGGGACAGCAAAACAUGCCAGAUGUUGACAUAUCUAUCCCUAAAGGAAAAGCAAAUAUUGACACACCAGAGGUUAAAGUGGAGGCAGAGGGAGGAACCAUCAAGCUUCCACAUAUAAAGAUGCCAAAAGUUGAUAUUUCACUUCCUAAAGGUAAAAGUAAAGAUACUGAAGCACCUGAUAGAGACCUGGAAGUUACAGCAGGAAAGUUCAAAGGUCCAGAUGUUAAACUUCCAAAGGGGGGUAUAUACUUAUCAACUGCUGAGGCAGGAGGGAAAAUUAAAGUGCCGCAAGUAACAUCACCGAAUCUGGACAUCGAUGUAACAAGUAGUAAACCUAAACAAGACACAGAGGCUCAUGGGAAGGCUGAGUUGCAUGUUGAGGGAGAGCACAAAGGUCUGAAACUCAAGAUGCCAACAAUAAAUAUCCAGGGUCCAAAAGGAGACCUGGAGCUCGAUUUAGGACUUCACAGAGGAGAAGGCAAAAAGGACAGAAAAAAAGUUGAACUACCCGACUUGGAUAUCAACUCAGCAGGAACCAGAAAAGUAAAGGGGCCUAAAGUCAAAGGAACUAAAUUCAAGAUCGGAAUCCCAAAAAAGAAAACUGGCCGAAAUGUGACAGCAGAAGCAAAAACAUGCAAAAACUGUGGCGAAGAGGAGUCAGGUGGUCAAAUGAAACACGAAUGCAAGGUUAAAGACAGAUUUGAGGUUGAAGUUGAAGUUGAAACUCACAACGGACAUAAAGAGGACAAAGAUCGUAUUAACAUCUCAGUGCCAGAGGUUACAUUACCAAGUGUACAAGGCUCAACCAACUUAGGCACAGGGGGAGAAGGUGGCCUCUCGUCAUCAAGAGCAGAAAUCAAAGUCCCCAGGAUUCCAGACAUAGAGUUUGAUAUUGGCACAUCACAGGCUGAAGAUGAUGACAAAACAGAAAAGGGCAAGAAAAUCAAAAUCCCUAAGUUUGGUGUCCCAUUACCCUCCAUCUCCUCUCCCGAGGGAAGAAUGAAUAUGUAUGGUCCAGAAAUUCAGUACGAGGGCCCUAAAAUGCCCAAAGUAAAGAAAGCUGUUUUUGUCUUGGUAAAUCCUCCUCAAACAGAUGAGCCCACUGCAUGCACAGGCCCCCUGCAAGAGGAGACAACAUUUGAGGCUGAAACAAGGAAUGUCAAAGUGAAAAUGCCCAAAAUCAAAAAGAAGUCCAAAGAUAAAUCAGCUGAUGUGAGCACAGAGAGAGAGUGGGAGGGAGAGGAAAACUCGAUGGGUGGGGGGAUUAAAAUGCCUAAAGGGUCAUUUUCUCCUGGCAAAUCAGAGUCGUUUGACGUCACUCUAAAGGGCAAAGGUUCAAGUUCAAGUCUCAACGGUGAACAAGAUGCAAGCCCUCACAAAGGCUCCAAGGACAGUAAAGGGACAUUCAGUGGUAAAAUCAAACUUCCAAAGGUGGAGUUCACCUCUCCAUAUGGCAAGACGGCUGCAGGGGAGGAGGACACGGAAAUGAGUGGGAAACUAGGGAAAGAUUCAUCACGAGUAGAGGUGUGGGAAGACACUAAAGGGCUUAAAGUAAGAUCAGGCAAGAUGACCUUUGCAGGUUUUAGUGAGGAGCUCAUGGAGGAUGUGGUGUCAUCUCAUGCCAGAACAGAUAUGCUGGACAGGGACAGCUCAGCGUCCCCUGCUAGUUUUACCAUGGAGUUCAGCUCAACAAAGGCCCAGGCUUGGAGUGAGGUGGAGAGCAAAAGCAGGGUGUCUGAGGAAAGAGAGUCUUCCCCCUGGUUCAAGGUCCCUAAGUUCAACCUGAAGCCACACUCCACAGGCUUCCUUCAGAUAACCCCAGAGGGCUCUCCUCAGGCCCAGCGGAAGGGGGAGUUGGGAGGUGAGGCUGAUGUCUCCGGGUCUUUCUGCCUUCACACCUCAGGGCUCGACUUCACCACCCAGGAAAUGUCCGAAGAGCACCAGGUCUCCUCCGCCGAGAAGGGAACUGUCACCCUGAUGACCAAGACCACCAGAAUCACUCGGCAAAUGGUUGCCACUGAAACGCGAACAGGUGAAUCUUCGACAACCACCACAACAACUCACCAAAUGUCUAAAUAGUGAGGAUGCUGUAAUGAUAUCUUAAAUGUCUUUAAAUUUUUUUGUUUUUCUUUGGUGAGGUUGCAGUGUUCUUGUAAGCUAAGCCUGCAACUUGUCAAACCUUGACUAAGUCUUUAUUUUAUAUUUUAAUAGGUGAGGUAUGAAUGUGAUGAAAAGCAUCAUCAAUCAGCAUUAUUGUCAUUAUUACAGCAACAGAGUAAUAUAUGCUUCUUUUUUUCAUUUUAAAUGUGAUUAUUUUUUUGUUACUGUCCUCCGAGUGUUGUUAGUUUAGUCUUAAUUAUUUAUCAGAUUUUGUUUGGUUUUAAAGGUUUCUUUCUGAAUGUAAACAUGUCAGAUUGCUAAAUUAUUUAUUGUUGUUUGUGUGUUCAAAAUGGGCUGGAAUGAGUCAUUUACUCAAAUCAACAUCAAGGAUUUAACCAUGAUUCUAUGAUUAGUUCCAAAGUAAUUCAUUUUGAACGACUACAGUACAGGCCAGAGUAAUAUUUAUGUAAAUACAUCUAUAUAAUAGCUUUUUUUGAAGCAGUAUCCCAUUCAAUACGAAAUGUAAUUAUUUUCAUAUUCACCAGAGCCAGGAGUUGAAAUGCUAUUUUUUGACCUGAUAAUCUAUUUUAUUUGUCUUGAAUGAAAAGUGUGAGCAUUUUGAAAUUAUAGGCGUUACUCAUUUUCUGCCAUAGUUUUAUAUUUUAAGCAUUUAACUGGUGCUGUUACCCAGAGAUAGUCACAGUGAGUGAGCAGGACACUCUGGACUCUUUUUCUGCUGUGGGAAUCAAACCUGUGACCUUCUGGUUACAGCUUGCUCUCAAACAUUUAGGCCACCCUGCUGCUAAUGUAUUGUUUUUACUGUACACUGCCAUGAGACACUGCUGUAUAUAUUGUGAUUGAGGAAUUAGCUUAAAGAUACACCCUCCGACUGAUGCAGAUCUUUUGAAACUCAGCUGUUACUGUAAGGCUGCUACAAUGACAGACUGGCUGAAGAGUGGCGAGCCUUGAUCUUGUACAAAAGCAAUCACGUAAAAAGAAAUAUGUCCUCUAAAGACAUAAGAGGGCAGAUCGAGGACAAGGCACCAAGGCGCAUUAUUAUAUGAAUAUUUUUGAACAUAUAACAAAAUAAGUUUGGAUGUUAUAAUGAUUAACAGCAUUUUCAUUAAGUGCCUUUACCCCUUAUUUUUCAAGAGUAUGUCCUCCAUUUAAAGUGUAAAUUGCUUUGAAGUGGAGCCUCAUGCUGUCUUUUAGAUAUCUAUUUUAUUGUCACCACAUUGAGAAAUGUAAGUUUCAUUCUCAAAUGCAGAAAAAAUCAACUACUGUAAUGUUUCUGGCAUUAAAAACUUACUUUUGAAAACUACCAAUUUGAUAAGCUACUCCGCCAUUUACGUACAAGAUCACAGUUUUACAGGAUACAACGAUCAGAAUGUUUCAAAAUAAUGAACUGAAUGGAUGUAAAGAAUUUAAGAAUGAAUACUUUUUCAUUUACUUUUAUUUUACUUGUUUGGUAGAAAAAAUGCAUGAGGAAAUCCUGACAAAUCCACUCCCACAUUACAUUAACAACUUUUGACACCAUGCCUGUUCUACAGGUGAGAAAUAGGUGUUUAAAAAGCUGGAACGAGAGUAGUGACAUGUCAAGGUAACACGCACUGAGUAGUAGUGUAUAGAGAUUUUUACCUUUCUGGUUUAAUCAAGUCCUUCAUUAAGAUAAUAAGGGUUUAAGUGACAAGUGUUUUUUGUCAAAGCUGCAUUGAAGAGGAUGCUGGUUAAACUGCAAUAAAGUAAUAUUCACACAAAAAGAA